This is a messenger RNA of Lytechinus pictus (painted urchin), 4531 nucleotides long. RefSeq names its product cilia- and flagella-associated protein 97-like. The record is from RefSeq and is a predicted model, not a curated record. Lineage: Eukaryota; Metazoa; Echinodermata; Echinoidea; Temnopleuroida; Toxopneustidae. The transcript has 3 exons. Gene Ontology annotation, biological process: spermatogenesis. The coding region runs from base 130 to 1689 and encodes 519 amino acids.
GACGCUUAUGACGUCACAGUUGCUACAACACAUAUUUCAAUCGAGCCCCUGAAAGAACUGUCAAUCUGACGAUUGAUGUGAAGAAUUUCAGGCAAUUUGGAGGUUUCGAAUUAAACUUUGGACGGCAGGAUGGACCACAAUGGUAGCUCAGAGCCGAUAGACUUUGACUUUUUCGAUGAAGGUCCAUCAACAAAACGCAGUUCAAGAUUAGAUCCUCCGGAUCCAAAACCCAACCGACCACAGAGCGGUAAGCGAAGUGGCAGUGCACGGGGAUACGACGGGGACUAUGACAGGGAGUCGGUGCGUAGCGUGGCAAGCAGCCGCAGCAGUGUGAGUGUUCGAAUUCCAACAGCAACUCCAACUCACGAUGAUGGUAAUGAAGCAGAUUAUUAUUCGGAUGACUUUGAUGAUAGUGAUAGAGAUGAACAUAAGGCAAAGAAUGGUAGUGAAUCAUUUCGUUUUAAAGACGAUAUUGAUGCCUUGAAUUCAAAAGGAAAUCGGCGUGAGAGAGAUGUUCGAAAUGGAAAGGCCACCUCAAAAACUGGUUCAAAGUCUCGUCCAAAAACCUCAGUUGGUAGAAGAAGAUCAUAUAGUUCAAGUUCAAAUGCAUCAACCGAAAGCUCAAGAUCAAGCUCUAGUUUUACUUCUGAGUCGAGUGAAAGAUCUAGCCACAGAGACAAUGACAGUGUGACGGAUGUUUCACCUUUGCAAAGUCCGCCUAGUUCGCCUAUUCCCAAGCUUGAAUAUGAUGAACAAGAAAUGGAGAGGGAAUCGGAGAGAAUGAGAAGUGUUCACUUUGAAGGAGAUGAUGUAGACAGUUAUAGAGAUCCCAAUGAAAGACAUGCGAAGCCGAAGGGCAGACCCAAAUCGUCAAAGCCGAGAGAUAGUCGCAAAGUGCCUAAAACUCCUGGUUACUCACAUUACAAUGAGGAUCCUCGUGUGCGAGAAACAGAAGCAAAAGAACUGAGCAUGCUGCUACGAGCAGUCCUUGAAUUGGAUGAAACGCCAAAGGAAUCUGAUUUGUCAAUGCUUCACAAGAAUUUAAAGAGACCUGUUUCAGGGAAGAGGAAGAAUCGACCGCAGUCAGCUCCUAUGCCCCACCAGAGAAUGAACAUGUCAUUCAGUAAUGAUGAAGUGAAACGUAUUGAUAGAGAUAAUAGGAGACUCCUGGAUAAGAUCAUUGGGAAGUCCUCCGAGCCGCCCGCUGCUAACAGAGCAGGUCGAGUCAAUAGACCAAGCAGUGCUAAGCGCUAUACUCAGUCUACUGGCACUGGUACCCCAGAGAAACCAGUCAGCCAUUCAGCAGUUAGGAGGCAGAGAGACCAACGCAAGAUUGAAAUAGAAAACAUGCAAAUCUUGAAGCGUAUUGAGGCAGCGAGGGCUACUCCUCAAGUGAAGAAGGACGCACUAAUGAAAGAUUAUCAUCAGCAGAUGCAGUAUGCUACACAGGUCUCCAAGACCCCUGGAGGACCUCCUAGAUCGAGACCAUCCAGUGCCAAGCGAUCAGGUAAAGCAUACAGCACCAGUGGGAUGAACAGGGCAUCAAGUAUGUCUAGUCUUGGUACAGAGUUCAGUGCAGACACCUUUACUUCAUCAAGUACUAGCCGCUCUCGACCCAGGAGUGCAAAAUGGUCUGGAUAUAAAGCUGGUAGACCUGCGUGGGAUGAACGCUUCUACCUUGAUGAUUAAAUGUAAAAGGAUGUGUUUCAUAUCAAAGUGUGAAUGUUUGAUUGGGAAUUUAGCCCCUGGUUGGAAUCAGCACCGCUUGAAUUUCAUUUGUGUGAUUGAGAGGAGACCUCAAUGAAACAGUCCAUAUUUAAAAAUGAGCCCUAUGGGAAUUUUUGCCUCAACAUGUAUGGCAAUUGCCGUCAGUGGCAGAUCCAGAAUUUCUAAGGGGAGGUGGCCUAAACAGUCACCCCCUUAGAAAUUAAAUGACAAGCAUGGUUAAAGAUUUGUUAACAAUUUUCGGCAUUAGUCCUAUUUGUUUAAGAUCGCUAUGCUCGAUCUGUAGUGAAAAUUUGUUAAUUAUAAUUUCCUCCUAUUAAAGCCUCUUUAUUUACAAGGUUACUUGCUACUUUCCUGUCAUUUUUUGUCAAGCGCCCCCCCCCCCAAAAAAAAAAGUCACUUUAAUUACACCCCCUGAGUCAAUGUGGAUGGAGGGGAAUGUACUCAGAAUUAUUGGGGGAAUUUUCAUACACUCUUUUCUAUUGUAUUUUUAAACAAUAUCAACCCCCCCUUCCCGAUCUGCCACUGAUUGCUCAUGCCCUAUUAUGUUGUAGUACAACUUACAUGGAAGGUUGAUUUUGUGGUUCAAAAUAUGCGGGGGUUGGGAUUAGUGUUUUGGUUUUGUUUAGCGUUACUUGGCGUAACAUUUACACAUACACAAAAAUAAAUGUCAGUCCCUUUAACAAAUGCACAGGGAUCAUUUCCAAUUUCCUGAAAUCAAUGUGUGAGGGAGUGAAGCAACCGAGGGGUGUCACCCAUUUUACAGCAUGGAUUUUUUUUCUUUUUGGUUUUUUCGAGAGGAUCAUGGAUUCUGAAUGAACUGCAUGUACACACACACAAGUGUGUACAUUAUGGAUAGAGAGAAUGGAAGCAUUCCUAUAUUUGCACACUUGCAGAGAUGAGAAAAUAUAUAUUUUUUUUUGAAAUGCGGCAUCCAUGAUUAUCAGUCUUUUGAAGUUUGUUACUCUGCUUCAUUUUGGUGUUCUAUACAUGUAUUCAUCACUUCCUAAAAGGCAACAAAAAUAAUCUCCAAAACUGCACAUUAACUCAAAAUGUAUUCAUACGUUUAUAGGGACCUGAUAACAUACCACAUAUCAUUUGGCUAAUACUCAACUUGUCUUUCAAAUAAGUUCUACAAGUCUCGACUCUAUUGUAUUAAUCAUUGUGCCUUUUUGUGUGGAGCCAUUCAAAGUAAUUUCAGUAAAAUCAGAUCAGUUAUUGCAUACCUGCUUUAGAUUUAAGUAUAUGUUCUUGUAAUGUGCAACAAGUAAAAUAUGUCUAAAUAGUAAAUGUGACAUCUCAGAAAAGUUUGAGAUUAUUCUUUGUCUCUGAAUAAAACCAGUAAUAGUCAUUUCAAAGUCAUAUUCAUAUGAAUACUGUAAGAUUUUUUUUUUCACUAGGUAGGGGCAUUCUCGAGAAAUUGUUUUUGAUAUAGGGCCACGUAAGACAAAAAUUAGUAUUGUAAUUAAAUGGAUGAUUACGCAUAUUAAUUGAUUUUAUCAAUCAUAAAAAUUGAUCUAACAAUCAAAAAGUUUUGUCUUGCAGAGCAUCAGUGUCUUGUGGAAACCUUUGUAUUGUGAUAUUGUUGAAUGGUUUUAAUUGUGUUGAACUUUAUUUAAGACAGGACUAUUAUAUAAGUAGCAAAAAGUAAAACUUGGCAUUGUUUAGCAAUAUUCAUCUGCAAUAGUAUUGUGAUAGCUCGGUAUUUCAAUUUUUGCAUCUAGCCAUUUGAAUAGAAACAUGUUUUGUUCCUGAUUUCCAUUUGAAAAUGAACAGUACAUUUACGUUUGUUUAAUAAAUUCACAGUACAAUUGAAUAAAUAGAGCAGAUUCCUUGUAUAUUUAGAUAUUCUUAACUUUAUUAACAAAUCACAUGUACAUUAUAUGACAAAUUCUUCCAUAUAAAUGAUGAUCUUUGAUAUAUUUCUUUUCAAUCCUACAGUCACACCCCCCCUGCAACUGCUUAAAUAAAUCCCAUUGUAUGAAAAUUAAGGCUCUGUCACAACGUUCCGUGCAAGCCAUGUGGGUGAUUGCCCGCAUCAAAGCUUUGAACAUGUUCAAAACUUUUCUGUGUGCAAAUCAGACUCGCGUGCACUUCUGAAGGCAACUGCAUGUCACAUACGUGCGAGAUACUGUCAAUGCGGGCAACCUGUGGGUAGCAAAAAUAUUUUCGCAAGUCACACGCAAUGCUUGCACGGAAUGAUGUAACAGAGCCUUUAGUAAUUAUUAUUUCUAUCAAUAAUACUUGAUUUUUACCCUCUUACUGAGCUAUGAUGCCAUUGGUGGUAGAGUUUAAUCAUAAAGAUAUGUAUUAUACAAAAUGCCUCUGAUACUGUAAUUUAAUGUUUAGAGUCCAAUCUCUUCAUUAUUGUAAACCAUUAGCAACUGCCAUAGUGUUAUAAUAAUUAUUGUAAUGAAAAUAAAAAUAUUUUAUCAGCUGUUUCAGUAUUAAAUGUAUAUGUCACAGGAAAUAAAAGUAAAAGUAGAAAAGGACAUAAAUAUGCAAAAUGAAAAAGUUACAAUUCCAUCUGGGCCCCAUUGCACAGAAAAUACAAGCAUGGUAAACGUUACCAUCCAUUGGUGACUUCCAUUGAAUCCUUGUUUUGGAUUGACUGUUGAGCUUUGUUACCAUGGUAGUUGCAAGUGGAUGACAGAGUUAUCAUGAUUUAGAACAUUAAUUAUAAAUCAACAUUAUAAAAUUUUAUAACCAAUGUUACAAUGUUUGUAAUGUAUCUCAUGUAAAUAAGAUCUCUAUAUGUGCUUGCUUUGCUUGCUGUGUGGAUUAUACAUGUUGCAAUCAAAAUCAA